AUGGCGGUGUGUGCCCGGCUCUGUGGGGGGGGUCAGUCCCGGGGCGGCCGGAGGCGGCAGCAGCGCAAGGGCCCGGCUGAGGCGGCGGGGGCGGCGGCCGAGAGCGAGCCCGACACUGACCCUGAGGAGGAGAGGAUCGAGGGCGCCCCGGCCAUGCCGAAGCCGUCGGGGGCCUGCGGGGCCGCGGGCACGGGGGCGCCGGGGGCCCGGGGGACCCCGGGGGCGAGCCUGGCGCCGGGGGGCGCGGGGGGCGCUGGGGGCCCGGCCUCGGCCUCGGCCUGCCCGCAGCCCCCGCAGCCCCCGGCGGCCCCGGCGCGCUGCUCGCUCCUCGAGUUGCCUCCCGAGCUCCUGGUGGAGAUCUUCGCCUCCCUGCCCGGCACCGACCUGCCCAGCCUGGCCCAGGUCUGCACCAAGUUCCGGCGCAUCCUCAACACGGACACCAUCUGGAGGAGGCGCUGCCGGGAGGAGUAUGGUGUAUGUGAAAACUUACGGAAGCUGGAGAUUACCGGUGUGUCCUGUCGAGAUGUCUACGCCAAACGUAUAAAUCCACGAGUGAAGUCGGGACGUUUUAUGAAAAUUCUUCCCGAUUACGAGCACAUGGAAUACAGAGAUGUUUACACCUGCCUGCUUCACCGAUAUAGACAUAUUUUGGGAUUGUGGCAACCAGACAUUGGGCCAUAUGGAGGGCUGUUGAAUGUUGUGGUAGAUGGUUUAUUUAUCAUUGGUUGGAUGUAUCUGCCUCCCCAUGACCCCCAUGUUGAUGACCCCAUGAGAUUUAAACCUCUAUUUAGGAUUCACUUAAUGGAAAGAAAGUCUGCAACUGUUGAGUGUAUGUAUGGCCACAAAGGGCCCCAUAAUGGUCAUAUUCAGAUUGUAAAGAAGGAUGAGUUUUCUACCAAGUGCAACCAGACAGAUCACCAUAGGAUGUCUGGUGGGAGACAAGAGGAAUUCCGAACAUGGCUGAGAGAAGAAUGGGGACGGACCUUGGAAGACAUUUUCCAUGAACACAUGCAAGAGCUUAUCUUGAUGAAGUUCAUUUAUACCAGUCAAUAUGACAAUUGUCUGACAUACAGACGGAUCUACCUCCCUCCGAGAAGACCUGAUGAUCUCAUCAAGCCAGGCCUCUUCAAGGGAACUUACGGGAGUCACGGCUUAGAGAUUGUCAUGCUGAGCUUCCAUGGGAAAUGUGCCAAAGGAACAAAGAUAACGGGAGAUCCCAAUAUUCCUGCUGGCCAGCAAACUGUGGAAAUUGACCUCAUGCAUCGAAUCCAGCUGCCUGAUGUUGAGAACCUACGUAACUUUAAUGAGCUCUCUCGUAUCAUCCUGGAGGUACGAGAACAAGUCCGUCAGGAGCAGCAGCAGCAGGAAGGGCAGGAGGAAGGGCAGGGCCGUGCCCGGCCGAGCACCAGAGAAUGUCCACCGGGGCCCGCUCACCAGAAACCAGAGCAGCCUGUGGCCGCUGCCGCUCGGGGUGCUGAAGGAGGAGGUGGGACUGAGAAGAGUGUGGAGGCUGUGGGAGGUGUGUCACGAGCAGCCCCAGAGCCUGCUCCAUCCGAGGCUGGGCAGCCUUUUGUGUUACCUGCGGGUGUGAUCUCCAGAAACGAAGACUAUCCUCGAACAUGUCGGAUGUGUUUCUAUGGCACAGGCCUGAUAGCAGGCCACGGCUUCACUAGUCCGGAGAGGACUCCAGGCAUCUUCAUCUUGUUUGACGAGGAUCGCUUUGGCUUCAUCUGGCUGGAACUGAAAUCCUUCAGCCUCUACAGCAGGAUCAAGGCCACUUUCCAGAAUGCUGAGCCCCCUUCCCCAGAGGCUUUUGAUGAAAUGCUCAAGAAUAUUCAGUCAUUGACAACUUGAUGGUCUACUUCUCCUCAAAGAGAGAGGCUCACUGGAAGGGAAUAUCUCAGCUCCUUUGUCUUCUGGAGGAUGAGAUGAGACUUGCAGACAUUGGUAUCUAUGACUCAAAGCAGCAUGCACUUUUGAAAUAAGGCCUUUUUACCAAAAUGCACACUUUAUUGUCAAAGGAGUAUACACUCACGCACCCUUCCUUGAAGUCCUUUAUAUGUAGUGUGUAAUAUAGACCUGUAUAUUUGCCAGUAACCUUUGGAGAAGAACAUUGAGCAUGUUGCCACUUAAACAUACAGAACAAAGCUAAAUCAAAACAAGACCGAGAGGAUCUGUUAGAUUGAGGGGGAUGAGCCUGGCUUUGGCUUCUGGCAGCUUUCUGGGGAAAACAGGGAAGUUUGCACUUUCGUGUCAGAAAUCUCUUUGACAUACAUGCUGAUGAGUCUUGUUGUAGUCAGUAGAGAAUGGAUCAGAAAACGGAUGUCUGAUGGCCAUUCUGCCUGGGAUCAAACAACAAAGCUAAUGACUCGUAGAGCUGAGGGGAUGGGGCAGGCUGUCUGGAGCUGGAUUUCCUUGGAAGACAAGAAUAUGAAUUAUUCAGCUUGGGUGUGUCCCUUUCUAGUAAGUAGAACCCAUCAGGAGACAGUGAAGUCCAGUGGCCAGGAUGCCAGCCUUGGAGUUUGGAAGCCUGGGCUGCCUUCCCGGUUCUUCUGCUGACUCAUUUAGACUUUGGACAGAGCACUUAACCUCCAGCCUGAGCGUCUCCAUUUGUAAAAUGAAGCUGAUGGUACUUGCCACUUGAAUGUCAGAGUGCUCUGGGAUUCUUGGAGGAUAGAGCCUGUUACCCCUCUUCCUGUGACCCACAAAGCUUGCCUUGUACUCUGUAUCAUCCAUAUGCUAGUUCAGAUGCCCAUCUUCGCAGCUCACUUCCAUGUCAGUGUCUGUAAAAAGCUAACACUGCAUUCA
This is a messenger RNA of Vombatus ursinus (common wombat), 2808 nucleotides long. It is a transcript of the gene FBXO31, whose product is annotated as F-box protein 31. Lineage: Eukaryota; Metazoa; Chordata; Mammalia; Diprotodontia; Vombatidae. Gene Ontology annotation, molecular function: protein binding. The record is from RefSeq and is a predicted model, not a curated record.